Molecule: messenger RNA, 739 nt
Organism: Rhinichthys klamathensis goyatoka
Lineage: Eukaryota; Metazoa; Chordata; Actinopteri; Cypriniformes; Leuciscidae
Gene: drc4
Product: growth arrest-specific 8
Biological process (GO): flagellated sperm motility
Cellular component (GO): microtubule; motile cilium; Golgi apparatus
Molecular function (GO): small GTPase binding; microtubule binding
Source: RefSeq, a predicted model, not a curated record
GUUUUAGAGGCAGUGAAGGCUUGCUUUAAUGAUUUAACAUGAGAGUGAAAAUAUUGUCACAGAAAUUGGAUCCAAAUAUGAGAAAAGGAUGCAGAAGCUGCGUCAGGAGGAAGAACUAAGACGCAAGACGGAGAUUCAUGAGAACGAGGAGCAAAAGAACAGCCACAUCAACAUGCUUAUGAAGAAUCAUGAGAAAGCUUUCAGAGACAUCAGAAACUACUUCAAUGACAUAGUCUACAAAAAUCUGGACUUUAUCACUUCACUCAAGGAAGAGUUAAAGGACAUGAAAAGGAAGGAGGAGAAAAGAAAUAAAGAGAUGGCGGAAGUGCUUGAGCAGAAUAAGGAGCUUAGAGAGUCUCCACAAAAGGCCAAAGAGGAAGUCGCAGAGCUUCAGAAACAGCUUGCCAACUAUGAGAAGGACAAGAGUGCUCUAACUAGAACGAGAGCUCGUCUCAAAAUAUUUGACAGAGAAUUGAAGGAGCUUAAGUGGGAGCAGUUGGAGCAGAGAUUUACUAAGGUUCAGUUGGAGCGAUAUGAAUUGUACAUGAAGUUCACUAAAGCCAUCCUGGAAGUUCAGCAGAAAAGUGGCUUCAAAAACCUGCUGCUGGAGUGCAAACUGAGUGCACUCAAUGACACGCUGGAAAAGAAGGAAGCCCAGCUCAGUGAAGUGCUGUCUGUUUCCAACCUGGACCCUACUACCCUCAGUGUGGUCACCCAUAAACUGGAGGUACAUUUAUGA